UGACCUGUCGUUCAAGAAGGGCGAGACGAUACUCCUGCAGAAGAAGUUGGACACGUUCUGGUCAGGGGAGUGCUCCGGCAGGACCGGCAUGUUCCCCAUCACUUUUGUGCAGGUUGUAGUCCCGUUGCCGAUUCCGACAGCUCUUUGCAAGGCGAUGUACGACUUUAGGAUGACGGCGCCCGACGAGGAAGGCUGCUUGGUUUUCGACAAAGGUGCAAUCAUCACGGUGCACCGGCGCGUGGACGAGAACUGGGCGGAGGGGCGACUCGACCAGCGCGUGGGCAUCUUCCCCAUCGCCUUCGUCGAGUUCAACCAGCCCGCCAACCAGAUCAUAUACGGACGCCACCCUAACUUCCACGCGCACAGAUACCCGCAAAUAUCGAUGUCGACGCCGGCCGGGGGUCAGAAUAAGUACCAGAACGUGGCGACGAUGAGCCAGUCGCACCCGACCUUCCACGGCACGCAACUCCUGGCGCCGCAGCAGGUCCUCGCGCCGCAGCAGGUCCUGGCGCCGCAGCAAGUCCUCGCGCAUGCGCCGCGCGCCAUCCUCGAGCCCGCACACACCAAGCACUCGCUCGACCUCAUCCACUUCAAUACGCACAGCAAGCAGGGCGGCGUGCUGCAGAGCGUCUCGCGCAUCGGCGACAACUACGACCGCCUCCGCGCCGGCAAGUACGACAACACGCCCGCGCACAAGCUCGACACCACUUACCAGAACGUGCGCACCCACGAACACUUCCCUGUCUCCAACUUCAGCGCGAACAACCUCAGCUCCGACUCCAGCUCCAGCAUGAAUACGCCGUCGGUCGGCGUCAGCUCCUCUACGCCCAACACCAGCUCCAACUCGAGCUCGUGCGAGAGCAAUGACCCCAGCACGCCCAGCUCCCCCGACAACAACACCGAGCGGAACGCGACCGUCGUCGCCGCCGCCAACGACGCCAACGACGCCGAGGAACCCGAGCCGAGGGACGAGCAGGAGCCGCUCAACACCUCCAUGGGAGUGAUGAGCUUGAACGAGAGCUCCACCGCGACCAACACCUCACUCAACGUCAGUCUGCCGCCGUCUGAGAGUCCCAAGCUCACCGCGGGCACGAGUACGCAGACGCAGGAGAGUCAGGAGAGCGAGGUGCGGCUCGACGCGCCAUCGUCGAGUAAGACCGUGCUGCGGUCCAGUGGGCCAGAGUCGCUGCUGUUCGGGCUGGGGCUGCAGGCCGCGCUGUCGCCCUCCAACGGCAAGGAGGGGAACUACAUGGUGGCGCGGGCCCAUCGGGACCAUCACCACAGAGAGAAGAGACACAGUUUGACGCCCUCCUCGCAUCUGCAGGGAAAUCAUACGCCGAACCGUCACUCUGCGGAGAUCGUGGCGACGUCGCUGUUGGACGCGGCGGAGCGCCGGCGGCGUCGGUCUCGCAGCUCGGACCGCCCUCCUGCCCGCCCCUACCUCGCACUCUACCCCUAUCGACCGCAGAAACCGGACGAACUCGAACUUAAAAAGGAGUAAAUUAUAAUAUAUCGAUCAGGUAUCUACACGGUGACGGAGAGGUGUCGUGACGGAUGGUUCAAGGGUUGUUCGGAGCGGUCCCAGCGGUUCGGCGUGUUCCCCGGGAACUACGUCGCUCCCGCAGGGAACAUCCGGGCUAAGGCUGAUAAGGCGCCGCCGCGCGCGCGCACGCCGCCCGCUAAUGCCCAACCUCUAACGUAUCCAUGGAGUUCGCAAAGUCAACAGCCACAAAGCAUAACUAGAUCUGAUAAGCAACCAAAAGAGCUGAAACUGAAAACCGACCGCUUGACAAUAUCGACUGGCGUUAGUCUGAUGAAGCGGUUGGCCGCCAUGAAGAAGUGCAAGUCGCCGCCCGCCGUCGGCUACAGCAUCGACAACCCCGUGUUCGAGGACGCCGCCUCACUGCCACACGACAGGCGACACCCCGUACAUGUCAGGUCGGGCUCGUGUCCGUCGCAACUGCUGCGGGCGCUGCCUGCGGGGGGCGGGGGGCGCGGGGGGCACGGGGCCGAACGCUCGCGGCACAAGGAGCGGCCCGCCGCACUCGCCGUGCACGAUCACCACUCGCACAGGCAAGGCACGGAGGGUCCGUGGCAGUCGCAGCAUCGAAAAUCUCAGUCGCUCGACGUCACCGCGAGCCGGAAGGACAGGCAUCAUUCCCAACCUGUUAAAGAGAGAUUCCGCUGCAUAGUCCCCUACCCGCCGAACUCCGAGUACGAGUUGGAGCUGAAGGUGGACGACAUCGUGUUGGUGUCGAAGAAGCGCGGCGACGGGUGGUACAAGGGCACGCUGCAGCGCACCGGACGCACCGGACUGUUUCCGGCCUCCUUCGUGCAGAGCUGUCCGCAGGAAUGACACCGGCCCACGCACAGUAGGUUCGGGACUUUAUUUUAGAUAUACGGCCGGUUAAAUAAACGCCUAUAGAAUGCCGCAUUUUUUUUUAAUAGAAAAGAUGUCAAAAGGGACAGUUCAAGUCUUACGUAACGGAAUUUUUGAAGAUUUUUGAACUCCCCACCCCCUAUGUAACGCGCCAUAACGUUCUCCUGUACGCCCCUGCCCCCCUCCAAAAGUUACGUAACUCUAAAGUGUCAAUUUUUUUUGGAAUAUUCACAAUUAUUUUACGCAAAAUACCGAAAAAUCGCUAAAAUACUUUUGUUAUUGUUUUACAAUAAAAAAAAACAAUGUUACAUAAUGCUUUGUACGAGACGCUCUUCCCGCCCCUGUAACGCAUCGUAACGUUUCACAAGAAAAAAUUGCGUUACGUAAUACUUGAACGUCUCCAAAGGCUGAUCAAUAGUCGAUUAUUUAACCGACCGUGCGGUUACCUCACUAAUACAAUUUUGUACACAUCUAUUAUAUUUAUAUUAUGUCUUACUAUUCUCCGUCUGGCGUUAAACAUCCCUAAAAAUAGCAAGAAAUACAUAUGUGUAGAUAUGAAAGAUGUUUGCAACAUUUGUGAGUAAGGCGGUUAGUGUUUUAUAAACGGUUCCAGUUUGUUUACAGUCUAAAUUUGUUAUAUGUAUGUGGACAAAGUAAAGUUUAUGAUGUCACAAAUAUGUAAGAAAUGGGUUUGAAAAAAUGACAGUUAAAAUCUUUUGAGUUCUGUCAUUUGAGACAAAUUGUUAUUAAAUUAGAAUGUGUGUUAUUUAUACGAGCCAGAGACGGCCGAACUAACUUGUCCACAUCAUUAUAACCGAUUUUGCCUGAUUAUAAGGGGGUUAAGCUUUUACAAAGUUAAUUUCAAGUUUUGAUGUCGAAAUAAACGGUGUCUUUGAGUGUAUCGCACGAGCAAUGAAUGUGUAACUCAGUACAAAAUACUAAAAAAUUGCGCGAAACAGCGC
Manduca sexta (tobacco hornworm) is the source of this 3342-nucleotide messenger RNA. Its product is annotated as E3 ubiquitin-protein ligase SH3RF3-like. Gene Ontology annotation, molecular function: protein binding. NCBI's taxonomy places the organism in Eukaryota, Metazoa, Arthropoda, Insecta, Lepidoptera, Sphingidae. The record is from RefSeq and is a predicted model, not a curated record.